This is a messenger RNA of Xyrichtys novacula (pearly razorfish), 3831 nucleotides long. NCBI's taxonomy places the organism in Eukaryota, Metazoa, Chordata, Actinopteri, Labriformes, Labridae. The record is from the annotation of a GenBank genome assembly.
AUGGAGUCCUCAUACAUCGCUGCUGUGUAUGAGCACAAUUUAAUCACCAACCCAGACCCUCGUGUCCUGGUGUCGCGGCAGGCUGCCCUUCAACACAUGCAGAAAAACUUGGAUAUCUAUGAAGUGCAGGCUGCACGAGCCGCUCAGCAGGUAUGAUUUAUUGGAAAGUUAUAAAUGCUUAGUAGCGACUCAUAAAAAGGGUUACUUAUUGCUCUACUAAAAAUCAAUGAGCCACCAUGUGCCAGGUUUUUUCUAUUGCGUAACCAGUAAGUGUAUUAUUCAAUAAAAGGGUCAUACCUUAUAUGACAGCAAAUGACUGUGCAUUCAGAAUCCUGGCAUGUUUUUUCAGUCGUGUCUUCUCUGGUCUUUAUCAGGGUGCCCAGAUCCUGGUGUUUCCAGAAGAUGGUCUACAUGGGUUUAACUUCACUCGACAUCCAUCGUAGGUUAUCUUGAAACAAUUCCUGACCCCCAGCAGGAGAGCUGGAACCCCUGCACAGAGCCUGAGAAACACAACAAUACUGAGGUGCACAGAUAUACACUCAUGUUUGAUGUCUAUCUUGAUUUAAAGAUACCCACGAGCAGCCAACACUGGUCUGUUAUUAUGAAUUACAUUUCAGAAUGGUUGUUUUACAGGUUCUUCAGCGGUUGAGCUGUAUGGCUCGUCGGAAUAACAUCUACAUUGUAGCUAAUAUGCCUGACCGGCAGCCCUGCCCCCUGUUUACAGAUCCCACCUCCUCCUGUCCAUCUGAUGGACGCUGGCAGUUCAACACCAAUAUUGCCUUUAGGUGAAAUUGAGAUCUUAAAAUAGAGACAUCUGGCUUAACUCCAGCAAAUGCAUCAACACAUGAAUUCUUAAUUUCAUUAUCUUCUAGCUCUGAUGGCCUGCUGGUGGCACGCUACCAUAAAUACAACCUUUUCCAUGAGGAGUCCUUUGACACUCCACCACAGCCUGAGAUCAUCACAUUUGAUACUCCUUUUGCUGGAAAAUUUGGCCUGCUGACAUGCUUUGACAUCCUAUUUUACAAGCCCACUAUAGCACUGGUGGAAAAGGCAAAACCACUCACAAUUGUGUAUUUAGCUCUAUGUCCCUGUGUCGGAUCUCUUUUUUAAAAGCAGACUCUCUUCCCGCUCCUUUUAGGGUGUUCGUCAGCUGAUCUUCCCUACAGCUUGGUUUAACACCCUCCCCCUGCUUGACUCUGUCCAGUACCAUCGAUCAUUAAGCCGAAGCACCAAUGUCACCCUGCUAGCAGCCAACCUCCACCAUGAUGAUAAGAACAUGGCUGGGAGUGGUAUCUACACACCUUUUUCAUCCAUCUACCAUCACUCAAAGAGGGGAGACCAAGAGGAGGGCAAGCUGCUGGUGGCCAGGGUGCCGGUCUUAGACCCAGAGUGGUCGGGGCAGAGGGUGGCCACAGAAGAGGAGAAAUUGGAGUCUGAGUCCACUUCAUCCCCUGUUACAGACUCUGGAUUCUGUCACAGUGGGAGCUGCUCUGAUGCAUCUUCAGUCCCUUCAUCAUCAGCCACAUUCACAUCAUUCAUGAUUGGUGACCCGUUCACAUUUGUCCUCCUAAAUGAAAAAGAAGGUAGGGUGAAGGUGUGCAAUGGCUCCUUUUGCUGUCACCUGCAGUACAAGCGAAUUUCACAGGGUGACAGUGAGGAGCUGUAUGCAUUUGGUGCGUUUGCUGGGCUGCACACUUUGGAUGGAGACCUAUCCCUGCAGGUAUGAACUAAAGGGUUUAUGGAUAUAGACACUGUCCUUUACAACAUGUCUCACCUGUAUCCUUCCUUCUGCAGGUGUGUGCACUCAUCCGUUGUGCAGGGUCGGACCCAAGCUCCUGUGGACAGGGAGUGGUGGAGGGGAAGUUUGGAACCAGAUAUGUGUACCCAUCAGUUUUGGUGAGUCAAAUGGUUAUAGGGGAAGUAAAGCAUUUUGACAAAUCUGCAGAUGGAAGAGUGACUUUAAAACACUCAGACAUGACUGCUGGACUGGUGACCGCCUGUCUGUACGGACGGAUGUAUCACCUGGACCACGAAUAAAAUGCUAUUGAAAAGAUGUGCUGAAAUAUUGUAGCUUAAUAAAAAAAAUAAUGUACACAGUCAUAAAAUAGUUUUAUCUAGUGUAACAAAUCAGCUGUGCUAAUCACACACUACAGUGAAUUGGAAAUGAAUUGUUUGAUUAUUUUUCUAAAGAACUCAAAAUAAAUCUUUAUGAUCAUUUGGUUUUCCUCUGUGUUUCAGUGGUAUCAAUCCUAAAUAUCUCUUGUUUCUUUGAAGAUUUUUUUUUUUACAUUUUAUUUUGUCCCUACCUAUGUUUGCAGUUUUCACCUGAAUUUAGACACCCAUGUGCUAAAAUUUUACAUGGUGUGUGCUAUAUCCAGAUCAUAAAAAAGGCUGCUUUAUGUCAUUAUUUUAGAGAAAAAGGGAUAUUAUUUUUAUUCUGAAUAUUCCUUUAAAGCUAAGACACCAAUCUUUGAACACAGAAAAACUGGGAAGAAUGUUUUCUUUUACAAAUUGAAGUUCAUCUUUUACUUCUAACAUGAUUAUUUUUGUUAACUAUAUAAAAAAAGAACUUUUUUUUCUCCGAAAAUGUUUUAGUUAAUUCUGAGAUAUAAUUCUUGUUAAUUCAGGAAACAAGAGCAGUUUUAUCCUCAAAUAAAUGCAGUACGCCUCUGUGUUGAAGAACUCUACAUUUCUGUCAAACAUUAAUCUCAAAUAUACCUCAAGGUAGGUAAAAAAAAAUAUGUUAAAAAUAACUUUGAAUGCAUUAAUCAGGUAAAAAGUUGAGAUUUUAUGGCGUUUCCGGGUUAAAAUUGUGUAAUUUCCUGUGGUUUUAGUCAACAUCAAAGCAGAGCAGUGGAUUAAACAUGGAAAAAUGUUAUGCAGGCCAUGCUGCAAGACCAAAACAUUGCACAAUUGUUUAAACAGCUUGUAACACCUGUUACUUACCACUUUAUUGUAUUAUUUUCUCUUAUUAAAAAGUAACACCUGUUACUAAACUUGUCUUAUUUCACUUUUAUUAGUCAUCCACUAAAUAUAUGUACUUGACUUUGACGUGUACACAGUAAUCCAAUAAGAGUUGCAAAUGUUGACUUUUUACGGUUAAUUUUAAUAUUUACCUCUUAAAUUCGUGCUCACUGCAGUCUGUCCCGUUGAAGAGCAUGGACAGUGCAGACUGCGCUUGGAACUAUGGAGGGGUACAUGAACCAUGUGACCGCUCUGGCGGCGAGAUCUGAAGUUGUCGCCACUCUGUUUAAUCCACUGCUCUGGGCUGACCCGUCACAGUUAUGACAUAUAACAAUUAACCGUAAAUCUGCUCUUACAGCUCAUAUUAGCAUGAACUAAUGCAACAACAUGAAGGAGUGAAGAAAACUUACCAAAAAUACAAGAUCAUGUACUAAUAUUGCCCAAACCUGUUUUUUUCCAAGUAUUUACAAUUCACUAAUGUGAUUUACAUAUGCUUUGUCCACUUUAUUCUCAAGUUUAAAUCAGGCAGCAGCCUCAGAUGUUGCACUGAAGCAUAUGCAGUGCUGAAACCUGCAGUUCUUUGAGCUUCCAUGAUAUAUCAGUUAUAUUGUAAAUUAAAAAUAAUCAUAAUAAAGAGAAUAGGCAGAAGGUUAUAGAGCUUUAACUUUAAAAGCUAGUAUCUCCUGGAAAUGAGACACAAAUGUGCCAUAUCAAAACUUUGCCCCCAAGCCCAGAGUAAGCAGUAUUUUCUAUCUGUCUGUCUAUCAGAAGGUCAGGGAUGGCUUCAGCUACCAUGGAUACAAACUCCUCCACUCUCCCAUAACGCUUAGUGUUCCUCAAAUGACUUACCUUCUACAUCAUGGCUGA